Molecule: messenger RNA, 1573 nt
Organism: Apaloderma vittatum (bar-tailed trogon)
Lineage: Eukaryota; Metazoa; Chordata; Aves; Trogoniformes; Trogonidae
Gene: GSDME
Product: deafness, autosomal dominant 5
Exons: 10
Coding region: 68-1573 (501 amino acids)
Biological process (GO): programmed cell death
Cellular component (GO): cytoplasm
Source: RefSeq, a predicted model, not a curated record
GUCUCUGCAGGGUGCUCAUUACUAGAUGCUUUUUCUUAGAAGUUCAGGCUUGAAUUGAUUCCCCAAGAUGUUUGCAAAAGCAACGAAGAAUUUUGUGAGAGAAACUGGUGGUGGAGGUGACUUGAUCCCUGUCUCUCACUUGAACGACUCAGACAAGCUGCAGCUUCUGAGCUUAGUUACAAAGAGGAGGAAAUUCUGGUGCUGGCAGAAGCCCAAAUAUCAUUUCUUGACAGUCACCCUGAGUGAUGUGCUUACCGAAGAUGAACCGAUAAAACCAGUAAUUGUGGAGUCUGACUUUGCAAAAUACAUGGGGAAAUUUGAAGAUUUUGUUCAAGGAAGUAUCGAAACGUCAUUUGGAAAGAUCAGCCUGGGAGCUGGAGGGAAGGGCUAUGUGGAAAACCAGUCCUCAUUUGGAAACCUGAGGAAGCAGGAGAUUGACUUGCAGCAGCUUAUGAAAGAUGUCAAGGACAGAACAAUAAAGCUAAGCAGCAGUUUACUUCAACAAGUAAUAGAAAGAAAACGAGAAGUGCUGUGCAUCUUGAGAGAAAAGAUAAUAACAACUCAGAAGUGCACGAUAUCUGAACAUAUCCAGACAGAAGAAAAAAUCAGCGGUGUGAUAGGAUGCAGCGCAAGAAUAGUAAAGGUUUCAGUGAGUGAAGAUGGAAGUAUGGGGAAGGAUUCCAGUGUGAUCCUUGAAAUUCCUCCUGCAACCACUAUUGCCUACGGUGUAAUUGAACUGUUUAUAAAGCAGAGUGGCCAGUUUGAAUUCUGUCUGCUAGAUGAUCAGCAAGGAGGUUUUGAAAAAGCGAGCGCAGAAGGCUCAGCUUAUCCCCACUCAGCACUGUUCAGAGACGCUUCGUUUCUCUAUCAGCCAGAUGCUGUUGAUAACGAGACGUACUCCGGGGUCGAACACGUCGUUCCCAGUGAUGCUGCUUUAAGUGUAUUGAGACAAGAUCUGUCACGGUUGAAGACUCAGUUCCAGCCCUUUGUGAAGCUGCCGGAAGACAAGCAAAGAGCUUUGUAUGAAACCCUCUGUGAACUCUUGCUCAAGGAAGAAAUGGUCACGGCCCUGGAGGACGUGUUAGAUGAUAUCUGCACAGGGGACAAGCCAGAUCUGAGGGAGUUAAAACCUGCACAACAACAAGACCUUGCUGACUUGUUGCAGCUCUUAGGGUGCAGUUUGCAGAGUGAGCUGAUGGUGCAGAAAUAUCAGCCUCAGGACAAAGAACUCUUCUCAGCUGCUCACCUCCUCAUCAGUGCUAUCUCUGAGCUCUCUGAUUACACUCUUGUCCUGCUGCGGGCUUGCUGUGAUCUUCAGGUUGUUCCAGCCUUGUGUUGUCUGCCUAACAUCACCUCGGCUGACGGCAGUGUGGCGCUGAGCAGCCCUUUGGUGGCUCCUCUCACGGACAGAGGAAGAUUUGAUGUCGUGCAAAGACUGUUUGCUUCAUCCAACAUUAAUUUGGAAAUGACAGAGUCUUCUGUAAAAGCUGUAACUAUGAAAGAACCGCGAUUCUCCCCGCUUGUUCUUUAUGUUGCAUUGUAUGGGUUUGAUGCUUUAGGCGUGAAUGUGUAG